This is a messenger RNA of Homalodisca vitripennis (glassy-winged sharpshooter), 1167 nucleotides long. Its product is annotated as dentin sialophosphoprotein-like. The transcript has a single exon. The record is from RefSeq and is a predicted model, not a curated record. The coding region runs from base 1 to 1167 and encodes 388 amino acids. Lineage: Eukaryota; Metazoa; Arthropoda; Insecta; Hemiptera; Cicadellidae.
AUGAACCAAAAAGAAAAUCUUAAAGAGGAAGAUAUUACUAAAGGGGAUCACAAGAAAAAAUCACCCAAAGAAAAACAAUCAAUGAGUAAAGAGCGAGAAGAUUCAAUUAACUCUGGAUGGUCAGACAUUCCUGAAAUCCGAAUAAUUCAGACAGAGAGUGCAGAGCGAUUGGAUGAUGUGGGAGGCCAAACAAGAACAAAAAAGAAUUGUGAUACAGAUAUUGAUAAUGAAGAAAAGUAUAAAGUUACCAAAAGGAAAUUAAAAAAAGGAAAAUCACAACAGAAAAUCAAUCAAAUUUCCGAAACUAAGAAGAGUAAUAAGAACAUGAAAAAUAAUAAACCCAAGAAAGAGCUGAAUUUUAACGAAAAAGAUAGUAAAGAUUCUCCUGAAAACACCAAGAAAGCUCAUAAGCAGAAAGGUAGCACAAGUACUAAAGAAAACAGAAUAUCAUCAACAGAGAACCGUGCUCUAGAUGUUGAUGUUAAUGAUGAAGAGAACCAGUUAAUGUCAGAGAAUGAUGAUGAAGAUGAAAAUGAUCAAAGCAAGUUUAUUGUUCGUAAAGUAAAAUCAGGAAACAACAAAUUAAAGACACUACAAAAUACAAAAUCACAGUUAAACACAGCCAAUAGAGGUAUCAAAAGGGUUAAAGCUAAAGAGAACAAAUCUACAGAAGAAAGUUUUGAAAAUAAAUCUACAGAUAAAAGUAACACAGUAGAAUCAAGUAAUGAUAGUGAAGAAUCAAAUGAACAUACUGAAAGUGAAGAUGAUGAGAUGAAAGGAGAUAUAAAAGAGGACAACUAUUCAGAUCAAUCUGAUACAGAAGAUGAAAGUGAUCAAGGAAAUAGUGAGGAUGGGAAUGAUGUAGAAGAUUUUCCUUGUGAUGAAAAUAAAAUAAAAAACUAUAAAUGUUCACAGCAAGACAUUAAAAAACUAACAAAUGAUUUUGAAAGUGGAGAGAGUGGUGAGAGUGAUGUCUCAUCCCAAAAUACUGUUAAACAUGUUAGUUUACAGCAACAAAGAAAAGAAAGUAGAGAAGAAGAUAUUAAUAAAAAACAACCCGUUAAAGACCAAACAAACUCUCAGAAAGUAAUGGCCAGAUUUAAAAUUGCAAAUGUUCUUCUGAAUGAAGCAAGAAGAAGAAACAGUAAUGGUCUUGAGGAAAGUUAA